AAGACAUGAGUCUAACUGUGAGCUCUCCGUUUGCAAACGUAUAGUUAGUAAAAAGCCUUGGUUGUCAAUUCUGAGUCUGCGUUGUUUGAUAUUGGGCCUCAACCAACAGGAACGAACCUUGAUUCUAGUGUAACACUCCCACAGUGGAAGAACUGCCCGGCUGUGCAUCUUGGCUGGAUGACCAGCGAGGACCUCCUCUGCAUCCAAGAGGAUGGCUCAGUCCUCAUCUACAGACUUUUCAGCAUGGGAAAUAGGGCAUAGAAACUGAUAUGUGAUGUUCGUGGACACUCUCUUGAAAUUCCUUCCUUUUGGGUCUGAGAACAUCACUGCAAGGGAUGAAGAGAAGACGAUUAUCAAUUCAACGUUACAGAAAAGGUGUGUUUGCUGCAACAUGCCCAUGAUCGUUUAUAGUAACUUUAAAUACAUCUGAAUGAAGAGAGAUAUGCUCGAGCAAAUCACAAUCUGGAUUACAGAACGGACGGGCUAGUACGUUAGCAAAACAGUUGGAGCACACAUACAAGGAAUGAAGAGAAGACGAUUAUCAAUUCAACGUUACAGAAAAGGUGUGUUUGCUGCAACAUGCCCAUCAUCGUUUACAGUAACUUUAAAUUGGAUCCGUUUCAAUCCGGUUUUAGGCCUGGUUUUGGCACUGAAACAGCCUUGGUCGCCCUGUAUGAUGACCUUUGUCGGGAGAGGGACAGGGGGAGUGUGACCCUGUUGAUUCUCCUUGAUCUCUCAGCGGCGUUUGAUACCAUCGACCAUGGUAUCCUUCUGGGGAGGCUCGCGGAGUUGGGAGUUGGGGGCUCUGCUCCUACUUAGCGGAUCGUCGCCAGAAGGUAGUGCUUGGGGAACAUUGCUCGACACCCUGGACUCUCCAUUGUGGAGUCCCUCAGGGGUCGGUCUUGUCCCCCAUGCUCUUUAACAUCUACAUGCAGCCUCUGGGUGCGGUCAUCAGGAGUUUUGGAGUGCGUUGCCAUCAGUACGCUGAUGACACGCAACUCUACUUCUUCUUUUCACCUUCUUCAGGUGAGGCUGUUGAUGUGCUGAACUGUUGCCUAACCGCGAUAAUGGACUGGAUGAGAGCUAAUAAACUGAAACUUAAUCCAGACAAGACUGAGACACUGUUGGUGAGCUCUUUACCUGCCCAGAUGGUGGAUGUUCAUCCUGUUCUAGAUGGGGUUACACUCCCCUUGAAGGAACAGGUUCGUAGCUUGGGGGUCCUGUUUGGCCCUUCCUUGUCGCUUGAGGCUCAAGUGGCCUCGGUGGCACGGAAUGCGUUUUACCAUCUUCGCUUUGUAGCCCAACUACGCCCCUAUCUGGACAGUGACAAUCUCGCCUCAGUUGUUCACGCUCUGGUAACCUCUAGACUGGACUACUGUAAUGCGCUCUACGUAGGGCUGCCCUUGAAGACCGUUCGGAAACUUCAGCUAGUGCAAAAUGCGGCAGCCAGGUUGUUAACGAGGACCCGCUGGUCUGCGCAUAUAACACCUGUCCUGGCCCGCCUGCACUGGCUGCCUAUUUGUUUCCGAGCCAGAUUCAAGGUGCUGGUUUUGACCUAUAAAGCAUUACAUGGUGUGGGACCACAAUACCUUGUGGAACACCUCUCCCGCUAUGAACCUACCCGUUCACUUCGUUCAAUAUCCAAGGCCCUCCUCCGGGUACCAACUCAUCAGGAUGCCCGGAGGAUUGUUAUUAGAUCUAGGGCCUUUUCUGUAGUGGCCCCCGAACUGUGGAACAGCCUACCUGUGGAGAUACGCCUGGCGCCUUCGGUACUUUCUUUUAGGCGCCAGGUUAAGACCUGUCUAUACUCCCAGGCAUUUUAAUGUUCAAUGUGUUUCAUUUAAUUUUUUUUUUUUCGUUUAACUUGUUGCUGAUUUUAUUGUAAUUUUAUUGUAAUAUUGUAUUUUAAUCUUGUUUUGUUC
Rhineura floridana is the source of this 1922-nucleotide messenger RNA. RefSeq lists its product as uncharacterized. The record is from RefSeq and is a predicted model, not a curated record. Bases 912 to 1823 code for a protein of 303 amino acids. NCBI's taxonomy places the organism in Eukaryota, Metazoa, Chordata, Lepidosauria, Squamata, Rhineuridae. The transcript has 2 exons.